Messenger RNA from Carica papaya (papaya), 1844 nucleotides. NCBI's taxonomy places the organism in Eukaryota, Viridiplantae, Streptophyta, Magnoliopsida, Brassicales, Caricaceae. The record is from RefSeq and is a predicted model, not a curated record.
UUGAUUGCUCGCUCGCUCGCUCGAUUGAAGAAGAAGAACAAAAUACUGUAGGAAAAUAGUGUUUUCAGCUAUUGUGUUACUAAUUUCUCUUGCAAUUUACAGUGCCGAACGCAAAGCUUGGUUUGUCAAAGCCAAUAUCCAUUGCUAGAUCUAUUAUCUUGCAGGUUCAGAUCGGACCCGAUUUCAUUGCGUGAAUUCUGUCUCAUUGAGCGUUUUCUUUCUGAUCCUCGAAGCUCAGAAGCUAUAUGAGUAAAAAGUAGUUGCAUCCUAGGCUAAAACCAAAGCCAGCUCGAAACCAUGAAGCAGUUAUACAAGCAACCAACCGCCAAGCGAGAUGAAGAGAUUCCCGUCAGCCAGACGUCGCAGUACUCACCAAAAACCCUAAAGCAUCCGAGAUCUCUCCCCAGAUCUAUCAACUACCUCUUCAAGGAACAGAGGCUUCUCUUCAUUCUUGUGGGUGUCUUGAUUGGGUCUACCUUCUUCAUCCUCCAACCCACCCUGUCCCGUAUAGGUCCAAAUGAAAGCCAUUCUACGCUGCCCAGAUCUUUCUCUCACCGCACCGUUGAUUCCGGUUCUUAUCCCAAGAGUUUCAUGCCCGGUGGGAAGGUGGGUCGAGUCCCAGUCGGGGUCGGACGGCGUAGAAUGCGAAUUGUGGUUACGGGUGGAGCCGGAUUCGUGGGAAGCCAUCUUGUCGACAAGCUUAUUUCGAGAGGUGAUGAAGUAAUCGUGAUUGAUAAUUUCUUCACUGGGAGAAAGGAGAACUUGGUUCAUUUGUUCGGAAAUCCGAGGUUUGAACUUAUUCGUCACGACGUCGUUGAGCCAAUACUCUUGGAGGUCGAUCAGAUCUAUCACUUAGCUUGCCCUGCCUCUCCGGUACAUUACAAGUAUAAUCCAGUCAAGACUAUUAAGACAAAUGUGAUGGGUACUCUUAAUAUGUUGGGUCUGGCAAAAAGAGUUGGAGCAAGGUUUCUUUUAACAAGUACGAGCGAGGUUUAUGGUGAUCCGCUUCAGCAUCCACAGAAGGAGACAUAUUGGGGAAAUGUCAAUCCAAUUGGUGAGAGGAGCUGCUAUGAUGAAGGAAAACGGACAGCAGAAACCUUAACAAUGGAUUAUCAUCGAGGUGCAGAUGUGGAGGUUCGAAUUGCUCGCAUUUUUAAUACAUAUGGGCCUCGCAUGUGUCUGGAUGAUGGACGUGUUGUUAGCAAUUUUGUUGCUCAGGCCAUCCGCAAACAACCUCUGACCGUUUAUGGUGAUGGGAAACAAACAAGAAGCUUUCAAUAUGUUUCUGACUUGGUCGAAGGACUUGUUGCAUUAAUGGAAAGUGAGCAUGUGGGACCUUUCAAUCUGGGUAACCCAGGGGAGUUUACCAUGCUAGAGCUUGCUGAGGUUGUGAAAGAAGCAAUUGAUUCAAGUGCUACAAUAGAGUUUAAGCCAAAUACCGCGGAUGAUCCACAUAAGAGGAAGCCGGAUAUCAGCAAAGCCAAGGAGCUGCUGAACUGGGAGCCCAAAAUCUAUAUGAGGGAGGGUUUGCCUCUCAUGGUGAGCGAUUUCCGGAAUCGUAUCUUAAAUGAGGAUGAAGGGAAAGCUUAAGUAAAAAGCAACAGCAGCUGGAGCAUGUAUAGUGUGAAGUACGUUUAUUGCUAUGGCAUUUUGAUUAUAGCAAUUUACUUCUAUAUGCAAAAUUCUAGCAAAUCGCUUAUCAUGGUAGGAAAAUUCCUGUUUAUCCAAAGUAGGUGCUUGAUAAGCAGAGAGUUUGAGAUUCUUUUGUUUAUCUGAAGGAUAAUAUUUUUUUUUUUUUACUUUGAUUAUCUAUAUAGUGAAAGGCUCUUUUUGAUAGAACAAAA